Andrographis paniculata is the source of this 988-nucleotide messenger RNA. RefSeq lists its product as uncharacterized. The record is from RefSeq and is a predicted model, not a curated record. The coding region runs from base 118 to 819 and encodes 233 amino acids. NCBI's taxonomy places the organism in Eukaryota, Viridiplantae, Streptophyta, Magnoliopsida, Lamiales, Acanthaceae. Gene Ontology annotation, molecular function: oxidoreductase activity. The transcript is spliced from 8 exons.
AUAUACAUAUAUGUGAGUCAAUGCUACUACAGGAAUCAGACCCAUUUUAUUAUAUACAACGGAAGACCGUAGAAACGUGAAGAAAGCAGGUGAACUUCGAGGAGAUUACUAUUUCAUAUGCGUUUGAACUGUCUUUUGAAUAGUCGAAUUCCUCCGAUUUCCAGAUCCAUCAGAAUGGCCUCAGGGAGCACUGCAAAGAAACACAUUCAAAUCGAUGCCACCAUUGAUACUGUAUGUCCAUGGUGCUAUGUGGGGAAGAAGAAUUUGGACAAAGCAAUAUCUUCAUCUGAUGAGAAAUACACUUUCGAGGUCAAGUAUCAUCCCUUUCUGCUCAAUCCCUCCGCUUCAAAGGAAGGCGUAGUUAAGAAGGAUUAUUUCCUGAACAAAUUUGGACCCCGAGCUUUGCAGAUGGAAGCUCGGAUGUCAGAGAUUUUUAAGGGAUUUGGGAUGGAUUACGACACUUCUGGACUAACAGGAAGUACUCUGGACAGCCACAGGCUAAUAUAUUUCGCGGGUAAGGUAGGGGCCGAUAAGCAGUAUAAUCUUGUUGAAGAGCUGUGCCAUGGUUACUUCACACAGGGAAAAUUCAUCGGCGAUAGGGAAUUUCUUGUGGAAUCUGCUAAGAAGGUUGGGAUCGAUGGAGCAGCUGAAUUUCUUGAGGAUCCAAACAAUGGACUUGAGGAGGUGAAUGAUGAACUAAGAAAAAGCUCAGAAACGAUAAGUGGAGUCCCUCAUUAUGUGAUAAAUGGGAAAUAUGAGCUGAGUGGAGGGCAACCACCAGAGACCUUUCUAAGUGCAUUUCAAGCUGCUGCAAAGUGAUGAAAUAUUAUUAUUACUAAUUCUUGAGGUAUUUUUAAAUUUCCUUGUGGCUUUGUCAAAUUCUUAUUGAGGUUUUAUUCUUAUUUGCAAUAUGUGGAUUGAAUUGUUGUGUUUGUGAAUUACAAUCUCUGUUUCUUGGUGUUGUUAGUCCAUAAUUUUUUUUUAGUUA